Molecule: messenger RNA, 5861 nt
Organism: Menidia menidia (Atlantic silverside)
Lineage: Eukaryota; Metazoa; Chordata; Actinopteri; Atheriniformes; Atherinopsidae
Source: the annotation of a GenBank genome assembly
AUGAAGCGCAGUAAGCACCGUGGAAACAAGGAGGACAAAAAUGGAGAUGAACCAGCCAUUUUGGAGACCGAAAAUCUGGAUCGCCAAGGCAUGUUCAUGGGAGGUGGCCCAGACCCUGACACUAUCUCACUGGCCUCCGUCACAGCUGUCACCACCAAUGUAUCCAAUAAGAGAUCAAAGCCAGACAUCAAGAUGGAGCCCAGCUCUGGAAGACCAGUUGAUUACCAAGUCAGUGUGACAGUGAUUGAAGCCAGGCAGCUUGUGGGACUGAACAUGGAUCCAAUGGUUUGUGUUGAGAUUGGUGAGGAUAAAAAGUACACCUCAAUGAAGGAGUCCACCAACUGCCCUUACUACAAUGAAUAUUUUGUAUUCGACUUCCACGUCCCUCCAGAUGUCAUGUUUGACAAAAUCCUGAAAGUGUCCGUCAUUCACUCCAAAAAUCUCCUGCGUAGUGGAACCCUCGUGGGAACUUUUAAACUGGACGUGGGCACAAUCUACUCCCAGCCCGAGCAUCAGUUUUACCACAAGUGGGCUCUGUUGUCCGACCCUGACGACAUCACAGCGGGUUGUAAAGGCUAUGUUAAAUGUGAUGUUGCAGUUGUGGCUAAAGGGGACACAAUAAAAACCCCACACAAGGCAAAUGAAUCUGAAGAAGAUGAUAUUGAAGGUAAUCUGUUACUCCCAGAGGGGGUUCCUGCGGAGCGGCAGUGGGCCCGUUAUUACCUAAAGAUCUACAGAGCAGAGGGACUCCCCAGGAUGAACACCAGCAUCAUGGCCAAUGUCAAAAAGGCCUUCAUAGGAGAAAAUAAGGAUCUGGUUGAUCCUUACGUCCAAGUUCAAUUUGCUGGGCAGAAAGGGAAAACCUCAGUUCAAAAGAGUUGCUAUGAGCCCAUCUGGAAUGAGCAAAUCGUUUUCACUGAGAUGUUUCCACCACUCUGCAAACGCAUGAAGAUCCAGAUCCGUGACUCAGAUAAAGUGAAUGAUGUUGCUAUGGGAACACACUUCUUAGACUUACGGACGAUUUCCAAUGAUGGGGACAAAGGCUUCCUUCCCACUCUGGGACCGGCCUGGGUGAACAUGUAUGGCUCCACUCGCACCUACACCCUGAUGGAUGAAUACCAGGAGUUAAAUGAAGGGCUAGGGGAAGGGGUUUCCUUCAGGGCCCGUCUGCUCAUCAGUCUGGGUGUAGAGAUCCUGGAUCCCUCCUCACCUGACAUUAGCAGCUCCACAGAGGUUCAGGUAGAGGGAGUGCCCAACAUCUCAGAGACUGCCACCGGCAAGGUUGAGGAAUUUUUCCUUUUCGGAUCUUUUCUGGAAGCCACUAUGAUUGACAGAAAAAUCGGGGACAAGCCGAUCAACUUCGAGGUCACCAUAGGUUACUAUGGAAAUGAGAUUGAUGGAGCUGUCCAACCAAAAACAAAGGGAAAGAAGGGUGGAGGUGAUGGCGACGAGGAGGAAACAGAACUGAUCCACAAUUCCAGCGAGGACGAGAUGGAAGAUGACGGAGACUUGACAUCAGUGGCGACUACACCACCGAUGAAGCCUGUCAUUACUGACCGAAACUACUUCCAUCUGCCCUAUUUUGAGAGGAAGCCCUGUAUUUACAUCAAGAGUUAUUGGCAGGACCAGAGAAGGAGGCUGUACAAUGCCAACAUUAUUGACAACAUUGCUGAUAAACUGGAAGAUGGACUGAAUGACGUGCAUGAGAUAAUCAAAACAGAGAAGACCUACCCUGAGCGCAGGCUCAGGGGUGUUCUUGAGGAACUCAGCCAGGGAUGCAAUCAGUUCCUUUCAUUGGCAAAUAAGGACCAGAAUCAGUCGGGAAGAACCAAGCUCGACAGGGAGAGGCUGAAGCUCUGCUUGUCGGAAGUGGAAGCCGUGGGUCAACAAGCGAAGGCCAUGAGGUCACAAGUGAAGAAGAGCACAGUGAGGGAUAAACUCAAGCUGGCUCAGAACUUCCUCUCAAAGCUGCGCUUUCUUGCGGAUGAACCUCAGCACAGCGUUCCUGAUAUUUUCCUGUGGAUGAUAAGUAAUGGGAAGCGUAUUGCUUAUGCACGUGUUCCUUCCAAAGACAUCCUUUAUUCCAGUAUAGAUGAGGAGAAGGGAAAGGACUGUGGCAAGGUCAAAACAAUCUUCCUCAGGAUUCCUGGUAAGAAAGGUUUUGGCCCCGCCGGUUGGACAGUGCAGUCCAAGAUAGAGAUCUACCUGUGGCUGGGUCUGAAUAGGCAGCGCAAAGACUACCUGAAUGGCCUUCCCAAUGGGUUUGAGGAAAACAAGUUGUCUAAGGGACCCGGUUUGCCAGCUUCACCUCCCAUCAGCCUCACCUACAUGAUGAAACAGAUCUUCCAGCUCCGGGUCCACAUGUACCAGGCUCGCAGCUUGUUUGCAGCUGACAGCACAGGUCUGUCUGAUCCCUUUGCGAGAGUCUUCUUCUCCACCCAGAGCCAGGUCACUGAGAUACUGGCAGAGACCCUUUGCCCGACAUGGGACCAGCUGUUAGUAUUUGAGAACGUGGAGCUGUUUGGGGAAGCAUGUGAACUGAGAGAUGACCCUCCUAUUAUUGUCAUUGAAAUCUACGACCAAGACACAGUGGGGAAAGCGGACUUCAUGGGCAGAACCUUUGCUAAACCUGUUGUCAAGAUGGCGGAUGAACACUACGGCCCCCCGCGCUUUCCCCCUCAGCUGGAGUACUACCAGAUCUACCGGGGGAACUGUGCUGCUGGAGAGAUGCUGGCAGCCUUUGAACUGCUGCAGAUUGGCCCUAACGGCAAAGCAGACCUUCCCCCCAUAGAUGGUCCUACAGAUAUGGACCGUGGUCCCAUCCUGCCUGUACCACUAGGGAUCCGACCAGUGCUCAGCAAGUACAGGAUUGAGGUCUUGUUCUGGGGACUGAGAGACCUGAAGAGGGUGAAUCUCGCUCAGGUGGACCGGCCUCGUGUAGACAUUGAAUGUGCAGGAAAGGGAGUUCAAUCUUCCCUCAUUUCCAACUACAAGAAAAACCCUAACUUCAGCACUCUGGUCAAGUGGUUUGAAGUGGAUUUACCUGAGAACGAGUUGCUCCACCCGCCGCUGAAUAUCCGGGUUGUGGACUGCAGAGCCUUUGGCCGCUACACUUUGGUUGGCUCAAAUGCUGUCACCACCCUGCGGAAGUUCAUCUACAGGGGAGCAGACAAGCAGGCCAAUAACUGGUCCACCACAGAGGAAAUUAUCGUUGUCAACAUGGAACCCGAACCUGGCUAUAAGAAGAUGGAAACGGUGGUCAAACUAGAUUCUUGCUCUGAAGCUGUGGUCAAAGUUGAGGAUGAUGACAAGGACGGAAAGGGGAAAAAGAAGAAGAGGAAGAAGGGUGAUGAGCCCGAAGAGGAGGAUCUUGAUGAGAGCAUGCUGGAUUGGUGGUCCAAAUAUUUUGCCUCUAUUGAAACAUUGACCGAGGCCCUCAAAGCUCAAGAGGCAGCUCUCUCAGACUCGGAGGACAAAGAAGAGAUGGACAUUGCUGAUGGUGGAGAUAUCAAACCUGAUGACUCUCCUGUAAAAGGCACCAAGAAAGGAAGGGGAAAGAAAAAGAAGCAGGUGGUGGAGCCUUUUGAGAAGAAAAAGCCAAAGCUAGAUGAGCUGAAGGUAUAUCCAAAGGAACUGGAAAGUGACUUUGACAACUUUGAAGACUGGCUGCACACUUUCAACCUUUUCAGAGGAAAGGGUGGAGAUGAUGACGACCAAAACGUGACGGAUGAGGACAGGAUUGUUGGGAAGUUCAAAGGCUCACUGUGCAUGUACAAAGUGUCGGACGAUAUGUCCAGAGACAUGAGUUUUGAGUCCAACAUGGGAAUGUUUCAGAACAUUCCUCACAACGAUCCCAUCAACGUGCUUGUUCGUAUUUAUGUCAUCAGGGCGACUGAUCUGCAUCCAGCAGACAUAAAUGGAAAAGCCGAUCCCUACAUUGCAAUCAAACUGGGAAAAACAGAGAUCAAAGACAAAGAGAACUACAUUUCCAAACAGCUGAACCCUUUGUUUGGCAAAUCCUUUGAUGUGGAGGCCACGUUCCCUAUGGAUUCCACAUUAACAGUUUCAAUUUAUGACUGGGACCUGGUGGGAACUGAUGAUCUGAUUGGGGAAACCAAGAUUGACCUGGAAAACCGCUUCUACAGCAAACACAGAGCCACAUGUGGAAUUGCAUGUAACUACGCCAUCCAUGGCUACAAUGUGUGGCGAGACCCCAUGAAACCCACACAAAUCCUGGCUAAACUGUGUAAGGAUGGUAAGCUGGAUGGGCCUCACUAUGGCCCUGGAGGAAGAGUUAAGGUGGAAAAUCGGGUCUUCAUGGCGCCAACUGAGAUAGAGGAUGAAAAUGGUUUGAAGAAACAGACAGAGGAACACCUUGCUGUGACUGUGCUGAGGCACUGGGAGGAAAUCCCACGAGCUGGAUGCAAACUAGUUCCGGAGCACGUGGAGACCAGACCUCUGCUCCAUCCUGAUAAGCCAGGAAUUGAACAAGGAAGAAUUGAGAUGUGGGUAGAUUUGUUCCCCAAAGAAAUGACUGCGCCUGGUCCUUCUCUUGACAUUUCACCAAGGAAGCCAAAGAAGUUUGAACUGAGGGUGAUCGUUUGGAACACAGAUGAAGUCGUACUGGAGGAUGACGAUAUCUUCACUGGCGAGAAAUCAAGUGACAUAUUCGUGCGAGGUUGGUUGAAAGGCCAACAGGAGGACAAGCAGGACACUGAUGUCCACUAUCACUCCAUUACUGGAGAGGGCAACUUUAACUGGCGCUUUGUCUACCCCUUUGACUAUCUCAUGGCUGAGGAGAAGAUUGUCAUCUCCAAGAAAGAGUCCAUGUUUGCUUGGGAUGAGACUGAGUACAAGAUUCCUGCUCGGCUUAAUCUGCAAGUGUGGGAUGCGGAUCACUUCUCAGCAGAUGACUUCCUGGGGGCAAUUGAGCUGGAUCUGAACCGCUUCCCACGUGGUGCGAAGACUCCCAAGCAGUGCACCAUUGAAAUGGUGACAAAUGAAGCAGAGAUGCCCAUGGUGUCCAUCUUUAAACAGAAAAGAAUCAAAGGAUGGUGGCCUUUUGUGGCCAGAAAUGAGGAAGAUGAGUUUGAGCUCACGGGCAAAGUGGAAGCAGAGCUGCACCUUCUGACAGGGGAGGAGGCGGAGAAAAGCCCAGCUGGAGAGGGACGCAAUGAACCAGAUCCGUUGGAAAAACCCAACCGCCCAGAUAUUGCCCUCCUCUGGUUCCUCAUCCCCUUCAAAGCUGCGAAACACCUGGUGUGUGACCAGUACAGGUGGCUGACCAUCAAGAUUGUCACUGCUCUCCUGCUGCUGGCCAUCUUGGGCCUUUUCCUCUACAACAUGCCUGGAUACAUGGUGAAGAAGAUCCGCCCAGAUAUUGCCCUCCUCUGGUUCCUCAUCCCGUUCAAAGCUGCGAAACACCUGGUGUGUGACCAGUACAGGUGGCUGACCAUCAAGAUCGUCACUGCUCUCCUGCUGCUGGCCAUCUUGGGCCUUUUCCUCUACAACAUGCCUGGAUACAUGGUGAAGAAGAUGUUGGGAGCUUGAGAUAAGGCAUUAAUGUAAUUGUUAAACACUGAGAGUUUUUUUGCCACUUGAUAGGAGACACAUCAAGUCAAAGGUUUCUCUACGACAUAUGACUCACUCCCAUGCUGACAUACACAGAUUAAACUCCAUUGCUGAAGUGUAAUUAUUUGUUAUAUCACGGUGAUGGUGGUUUGUUUUCUUGAUGAAGUCAUUAUCUUUUUUUUGGGUGAUUGCUGUGUAAGCUGCUGCAAAGAAGACUGCAAACGUUGUUAUUAUGUGUUGUUUAUGUGUUGUUUGGUAACACUAUGUAAUCACUUCGGGAUAAAGUGACA